AUGGCGACAAUAAAAGAAAGAGCCGCGGCGUUGAAUCUCGCCGAAAAGCUGUGUGUGCGUCCUCGAGCCCACGGAGCCUCCGCCAGACCCGUCCGGUCCUCCUCCAUGUGGAGCGGCCUUAUCUCCCACCUGAGGUCCUCCGUGACGGUAAAGCGUCGUCGAGUCCACCUGAAGUCCCACAGCGACUGUUUCCUCGGUUCGGAGGCCGUCGACGUGCUGGCGGAGCACAUCAGCUGUAUCAAAGCCUUUGAGAGUGCCAACGUGUCUCGGGACAAAGUGGUGUGCGUGUGCCAGGCCCUGUUGGACUGCACUGUGUUUGAGGCGGUGGGCACCAGAGUGUUUGGCAAAGUCAAGAAGCAGGAUGUGUUUCAGGACAGCAAAAGUGCUCUUUACAGGUUUGUAGGCGUGUGUUCUCCUUCGGUCGAUGAGUUGGAAAGGGGUGCGCUCGGGAAGGGGAUCCAGAGACUGUUCUGCAGUGCCCCUACAGACAGGCAAGAAGAGCAGACGUGUCCCACGGGCUCACACCUUCAGACGUUCACCGCCCUCAAACUUUCGGAGAUAUCCACAAAAGCCAAUCAGCUGGCCACUGCCGGUCCGUCGUUGGAGCCUCUGGCGGACCGCCUGAGUCCCAGCAGAGUGCCGACGGACGCUGUUUUACCACAAUCAUUGGUAGACGAGGUGUGGCAGGAGCAGACUCUGCUACGGCUGUUAAACCUGGUGGAGCUUCCCCUGCUGGAAGGGGUGCUUCAGUGCAGCCAGACUCCAUCACCUCCGCCUCUGUCAAACCUUCUGGCUCACAGUAACCCGGACCUGAUUUACAGCAGCAACCACCUGGACCGGCAGAUCCUCAAGGCCUUCAGGGACUCUCAGGAGGACGAGUGGCUCGGUGCAGCUCUGGACUGUCUGGACUUCCUCCCUGAUCAGCCAGUGGUGGAGCUGAGCAGGGAGCUGCCUCACUGUUUCCCACAAGACCAGGACAGCUGUGAACAUGCGUCAGCCGGUACCGGUUCACAAGACGGAGUGCAGCCUCUUGAGUCCGCGUCCGCCGCAGACCACCAGGGCGUCGAGCGGCCUCGUCUCUUCCCGAACGGGCUGGCCCAGUGCAAGCUGCUGCUGUACGGGACCCUGGUGAAACACUACAGCCACACAGACAGACCCCCACUGCUGCCAGAGCACAUGGCCGACGUCUACACGACCAUCACCGACCUGCUGGGGAACGGCAAACUGGCCACGGCUCUGGAAGCGCUGCAGUUGUGCCUGAAGCUGCUGCCUCCUGGCCGCAGAGAUGAGCUGCGCACGCUGCUCACCUUCAUGGGCCUGGCUGCCGAGCCUCAAGGAAUGAAACUGGACAAGGAGAUGGAGAACAGGCAGGCGGUGAAGAGGUCUUUCUCUCGGGCGGUCCUCCACACCAGGGUUCUUUCCAAGGAGAAGGAGGACCUGAUGGUGGUCUUCAUGCUCAGCAACGUAAAGGACAUUUUUAUGAUCCCGGAGACCCUGCACAAAGGAGUGAGCGACAAGCUGGCCAACCUGGCGCAGGGGAUGCAGCCCGAUGUGAUGGGCUUUACGUUUUGUCAGCCGUCCUGCGGGACUUGCGCUGAGUCUACAAAGAAGACCACCAACCAGGAGCUGUGUGUUCUGCUGGGCAGCAUCCACCACGACACCAAGAUGUCUGCCAAGGAGAGAAAGCGCCUCCUCCUACAGUUUAAUAAAUCCCACCCGGAGAUAUUCAACCAGUACUUUGGUGAAUCUGCCCUUAGUGUGCUUUAG
This is a messenger RNA of Pseudoliparis swirei, 1767 nucleotides long. Its product is annotated as DEP domain-containing protein 7-like. The transcript is spliced from 12 exons. The record is from RefSeq and is a predicted model, not a curated record. Bases 1 to 1767 code for a protein of 588 amino acids. Lineage: Eukaryota; Metazoa; Chordata; Actinopteri; Perciformes; Liparidae. Gene Ontology annotation, biological process: intracellular signal transduction.